AAGCUGGACUCUAGUCUAAGCAAACAAGCUUAGUUGACUUUGAACACUGCUUGGCAGGCAGGGUCCCUGAACGGCUGUCUUUCCUCUGGUGCAGGGGAGCCUCAGCUGUCAUGGAUCUUUUGGGGGGAACCACGGUCAUCUUGAUCAUCUGCCUGACCCUCUUGGUGGCAUGGAACAAGUCAGCGGCCAAGAAGAAGAAGAACUUGCCUCCGGGACCAACACCUCUUCCCUUCAUUGGGAAUCUCCUACAGCUGUCGGCUAAGAACGUUACAGAAAACCUGGGAAAGAUGAGUAAAAAAUAUGGACCGAUAUUCACGGUGUAUUUCGGCUCAGACCAGAUGGUGGUCCUCUACGGCUACAAUAUCGUGAAAAAGGUUCUGGUUGACAACAGCGAUGACUUUCUCGACCGAGGCAGCUUCCCUUCCGCAGAUAAGACAAAUAAAGGACUUGGUGUCAUCAUGUCGAAUGGCGAGCGCUGGCUCCAGAUCCGUCGCUUCUCCCUCAUGACCUUGAGGAACUUUGGAAUGGGGAAGAAAAGCAUCGAGGAACGCAUCCAGGAGGAGGCAGAGCACCUGAUGAAGGAGCUCCGAGCCACCAAGGGCCAAGCUUUCAACCCAGCCACCCUUUUCAGCAAAGCCACCGGGAACAUCAUCAGCCACAUCCUCCUUGGAGAACGGUUUGAUUACCAGGAUGAGGAAUACAUCCGGACCCUGCAGAUGCUCAUUGAUGGCUUCCGUCUCGAGAGCUCUGUCGCAGGACAGCUCUACAACAUUGUCCCCAAGCUCAUGGACUACUUGCCCGGCCCUCAUAAAACGUUCUUCAAAAACAUGUUUAGCAUCCAGACCUUUAUAGCCCAGAAAGUCAAAGAGCAUGAGCGCACGCUGGAUCCCCUGAGUGUUCCUCGGGACUUUGUCGACUCCUUCCUCAUCAAAAUGCAGCAGGAGAAGAACAAUCCCAAGACAGAAUUUACUCGAGAGAACCUGAUGAUGACCAUUUACGACCUGUUCAUCGCUGGGACCGAGACCACCAGCACUAGCCUCAGAUAUCUUCUCAUGGUCCUACUUGAACACCCAACGGUUCAAGCAAAAGUCCAGGAAGAAAUCGACCGAGUGAUAGGACGAGAACGCAUGCCUGCUAUGAAGGAUCGCCUUGAAAUGCCUUACACCGAAGCUGUUCUCCACGAAGGCCAGAGAUUUAUUGAUCUCAUUCCUUUAGGAUUUACCCGUCUGGUGAAAAGGGACUUUGAACUCGAGGGCUUCACUAUUCCAAAGGGCGCCACCAUCUACCCCAUCUUGAGCUCUGCCUUGCAUGAUCCCAAGCAAUACGACAAUCCCGGUCUGUUUGACCCCAAUCAUUUCCUGGACGAAAACGGACGCUUCAAGAAGAAUGGGGCAGACAUGCCCUUUUCUGCUGGAAAGAGGAACUGCCUGGGUGAAGGACUGGCCCGGAUGCAGCUCUUCCUCUACCUCACCUCCGUCCUGCAGAACUUCCAACUCAAACACCCUCCUGGAGUCACCAAAAUUGACCUCACUCCAGAGGUCAGCGGCUUCGGGAACAUCCCGCGUCAAGUCGAAUUCUGCUUCUCCCCGCGCUAAUCAGCCGCACCUCCUGGCCUCUGGCGGCACGAGCAGAGAAAUCUCAACUGUUGCUCCUUCCUUUCAGCGCAAAGGGCCACAUGUGCAGGAGUAUUAAUACAGCUGUCUCUUUGAUGUGUCUGCUGCUGUUGUUUUAAUUACAAGCUAGCUUCUCCAUCA
Molecule: messenger RNA, 1754 nt
Organism: Pogona vitticeps (central bearded dragon)
Lineage: Eukaryota; Metazoa; Chordata; Lepidosauria; Squamata; Agamidae
Source: RefSeq, a predicted model, not a curated record